AUGAGUAGGGAACAAGCUAAAAAGAAGAAACAAAAUUGGACAAAAGAAGAAAAAGAAACAUUAUUGCAUGAAGUUGAUCAAAGACGGUCCAUACUGUUUGCGAAAUUCUCCAUUGCCAUCACAAAUGUUACUAAACGGAGAGAAUGGAGUAUUCUUACAGAAAAACUCAAUGCUGUUAAUACUGAACAACAAAGGACACUGACAGAAGUUAAAAAGAAAUGGCAAGAUUCGGUCAGCCUUGCCAAGAAAAAUGAAUGUCAACGUCGUAAAUUAUUAAAGCAGACAGGGGGAGGGGAAAAGCCGCCCGAUUUAUCAAGCACAGAUGAAAAAAUCAUUCAAAUUUAUGGCAAUGUUGCAGUUGAAGGAAUAACUGGUGGUCGUGAUACAGCUAGUGUGAAUACAGCCGAAGUUGAAGUUACAAAUACUUUGGAUGAGAGCGAUGGUGGAAAUCAGCAAACACUCUCAAGAAAAGAAGAUAAAAAUCGUUCUUCUAACAGUUCUAGUGACGGCCCUGAAAACACUGACCCGCCUACAAAUUUCGCCUAUUCAGCCAAUGAACAGUCAACAGAAACACCACGCCCAUCGACAUCUUCAACUGAGAAAAAUUUAAAGCGGAAAACUGAAGUUGAACAUCCACUUGUUGAAAUAGAAAGGCAAAGGCUAAAAGUAGAUAAAGAAAUAUUAGAAGUACAGAAAUGCUUAUUGCAGGUUGAAAAAGAAAGAUUGAAAAUUGAAAAAGAGAGACUGGAAGUGGAAAAACAAAACGUUAGAGAUGAAAAAAUCUAA
Messenger RNA from Gigantopelta aegis, 786 nucleotides. Its product is annotated as myb/SANT-like DNA-binding domain-containing protein 4. Gene Ontology annotation, cellular component: nucleus. Lineage: Eukaryota; Metazoa; Mollusca; Gastropoda; Neomphalida; Peltospiridae. The record is from RefSeq and is a predicted model, not a curated record.